Messenger RNA from Eupeodes corollae, 3543 nucleotides. RefSeq names its product ubiquitin-protein ligase E3A (gene Ube3a). Gene Ontology annotation, biological process: protein polyubiquitination. The coding region runs from base 482 to 3349 and encodes 955 amino acids. The transcript is spliced from 9 exons. NCBI's taxonomy places the organism in Eukaryota, Metazoa, Arthropoda, Insecta, Diptera, Syrphidae. The record is from RefSeq and is a predicted model, not a curated record. Gene Ontology annotation, molecular function: ubiquitin protein ligase activity.
GUGGGUGAAGUUGUUAUUUUUCUUUAGUUAUUUUAUCUUAAAGAAAUAAUCAGAGGUUUGAAAUUUAUCACAUUUCAAUUGAUAUUGGCAUCGAAAUAUUAAAAAAUGAACAAUUUAACUCAAUUCCCAAUGAAAACCCAGUGAACAAAGUAAAAAUAAAAUCAAUAGACACGAUUUUAGCAGAAAAGUAGGAAAAAACUUCAAAUCAUCGUCGUCAAAGUCGAAAAGAACAAACCAAGAACAAAACAAAGGUCCGUCAGGAAUUUCAGAUUUUUGUGUGUGUUUUCUUUUUUGUUUUAAAUUUUGAUUUCAAUAAACUAUUUUAUCAGCAAAGAACUGUAUAAGUUAUUAAUUCAAUUCCCGGAUGUGGAUCAAAUAGAUCAUUGAUUCCAAAAUUAUUUGCACCUAUUCAUUAACAUCUGGGAAAAGGAAUAAUUUAAGUUAUUACCAAAAUAAGGCUGCAUAUCAUUGAGAGAUUUUGAUGAACUCCGAAAGCAAGAACUCAGACGACGAAGCUUCAAGAUUACCUGAAGAAUCGUCGUCUAUUAAUAAAAAUACAAACAAUAUCGAAACCACCACAUCAGACUUAUCACAAUCAUCAGCAAAAAGUAAUUUUAAUUCAGACAAGAACGCAAAAAGUUCAACGACUGCAACAACCCCCACAAGUCAUAACGAUACGCCCGAUAUGAAACGCACUGCAGUUAAAGAACUAAUCGAACGAUAUUUCUAUCAGCUGCAAAAGGGCUGCGGCAAUCCAAAGUGCACUAAUAAAUAUUGUGCCUCCAGUGGUGAAGUAGAACAGAUGACACCAAAUCAAAUUGCAGCUCGUGCCAUUCAGCUCUUCUCCCAGGAUGCAAAAUUAUGCGAUUCAUAUAGUCAGCCAUCUAAGGUACCAAGAACAUCAAACGAUUCGAAUGAGUUACCGUCUUCAAGCAGUCAACUGUCGUCUCCAAGUACGAAUUCAAAAACUAUUCCUAAUAAUGAGGCUCACACACAACCAUCAACAUCUAGUCAUUUUCAAAUAAAUUCUGAAUCAUUUCUGUCCAAAAACAAAAAAUCAUGCGAAAACAUUUCGUCACCCUCUACGACUGUGACGUAUUUGGAUGAACAAAUUAUUAAUGAUCUUGUAGAAAGAUGUAAGAGACAAAACUGCUACACAGAGCUAACACAAGCCAUUUACGCAACUUUCUUCAGCUUUGAAUCUUUGAGCAAAAGUUUUGUUCGUCAAGAAUCUGAAGCGAUUAAUAAAAUUCUCGAAAGAGCUGGUAAGUCUGACCUCAAGUCUUUGAAAAAAGAAGAUUUGCGCACAUUAGAAGGCGAGACUGAUAAAGACGAGGAUAGCAGUGCAGAGUUAGAGGAGAAGCCCAGAGACCCGGGUGACACGUUGGUAGAUUAUGACAGUCUUCGAAGAUCUCUCAAUAAACUGUUUGAACUGGACAAUUCGGCAGUUGUUGAUACGUUAAAUGCGGCCAUUGAAGGUCUUUUCCUCGGAAUAUCAGGUGAUCUUAGGUUAAAAAAAACUAACAACUACUUGGAGGAAGGAAUGCUGCAUUGUUUUGUUAUAGCAUUUGAUAUUGCUCGUGCUGCACCCGAUUACAUAGAACGAGCACUGCCAACUGUAUGUAAAGCUGCGUCACUAUUGUCUGUCAAUCUCAGAGCACGGCUAGCCAAAAUAUGGUCAAAACUUUCUAGAGACAAUCUUGAAAGCCUCAUAAUAUGCCUGCAACAGUUAAUAACUUUGGAGGUUAUUAUAGACAGCGGUCCUGUACAAGGAAAUGCAUACAUUACAGCAGCAACAAAAACACUCAAAAUUGCAUUUUAUGCAAAUAUUCUUGCUGGUCAGUUAGAAACUGCAAAAGUCGGUGAUGCGGAACAGGACGAUGUACAAGCGAAUGUCGAAGAUGAUGAUUACUUCUUCUAUCAACAACCUACAAAGCCACUUUCACAGAAAUUUCCUGAGGACAAAUUAGAAGCCGAACUGGGUGUUUCAGCUUUAGACUGCCGGGUGCCGUUGGUGCCAUUUGAAGAAUUUUACAAUGAACCUCUGAGCGAUGAGAUUCAAAUGGAUCGAGACUAUUUGGCCUACAAGAACUUGUUACUAGACGCAAAUGGGGAAGAAUUUGAUUUUACGUUUAUGCUGUACUCCUUUAUUCUGACGCCUGCAAAGAAAGUGAUAGCGUUGUACUAUGACAGCAGAAUCCGAAUGUACAGCGAACGCAACCAGUCGAUGUUUACUGCAUUGAGUUAUUUUGGUGGGGACAAUGAAAUCGGUCCCAGGCCAUAUUUGAAACUGAAAGUUCGUCGGGAGCAUAUAAUAGACGACGCAUUAGUUGAGCUGGAAAUGAUAGCCAUGGGAAGUCCAAAGGAUUUUAAAAAGCAAUUGGUAGUGGAAUUUGUCGGUGAGCAAGGUGUUGACGAAGGAGGUGUUUCAAAAGAAUUUUUUCAAUUAGUGGUUGAGGAAAUUUUCAAUCCAGAUUUUGGUAUGUUUACUUAUCAAGAAGACACGAAGACUGUAUGGUUUAACUCUUCACCUUUCGAAAAUGAGGCCCAAUUUACACUAAUAGGAAUAGUCUUAGGCUUAGCUAUUUACAACAAUAUAAUUUUGGCUGUGAAUUUCCCAAUGGUUGUCUACCGCAAGCUGAUGGGAGGGCAUGGUUCAUUUUAUGAUCUUGCCGAUUGGAAUCCUACUCUUUACCGUAGUUUGAAAUCGAUGCUUGAAUACGAUGGAAGCGACAUGGAAGAUGUCUUCCUGCAAACCUUCAAAAUUACCUAUAGUAAUGUAUUUGGAGAAACUGUAGAACAUGAGCUUAAAGCCAAUGGCGAUACCAUCGCAGUUAAUCAGGAGAACAAACAAGAGUUUGUUGAUUUGUAUAGUGAUUUCUUGUUGAACAAGAGUAUUGAUCGACAGUUUAAGGCGUUCAAGAAGGGUUUCGAAAUGGUUACCGAUGAAUCUCCACUGAAACUGCUUUUCCGUCCUGAGGAGAUUGAAUUACUUGUUUGUGGGAGUCGGAAUUUCGAUUUUGUGGAGCUGGAAAAAUCCACAGAAUACGAAGGUGGUUACACAAGCGAUUCCCAAAUAAUCAAAGACUUUUGGAGUAUUGUACAUUCUCUGCCAGAUGAAUCAAAGAGGAAACUCUUAGAAUUUACCACCGGUUCGGAUCGAGUACCUGUGGGUGGUCUGAGUCGCCUGAAAUUGCUCAUUACCCGCCAUGGAUCGGAUAGCGAUCGUUUACCAACGAGUCAUACCUGUUUUAAUGUUUUACUCCUACCCGAGUAUAGCAACAGAGAAAAACUAGAAGAAAGAUUACUCAAAGCUAUUAACUAUUCAAAAGGUUUCGGGAUGCUAUAAUGUUUCAAAUCAAACGAACAAGUUAAAAAUGCGGUGUAUGAAAUGUUUAGAAGUUUGUUUUAUUUCAACAUUGAUUUUAUUUUUAUAUGUAUGUCUAUUAAAGCAAGGCGCGCAGAGUGUAUUUAUAAAAAAAGAACAAUAAACAUAAAAAUAUACAUUGUUUGCCUAUUGCUGCUAACAGGUUAAAUAUUUAA